Molecule: messenger RNA, 1198 nt
Organism: Lymnaea stagnalis (great pond snail)
Lineage: Eukaryota; Metazoa; Mollusca; Gastropoda; Lymnaeidae
Source: the annotation of a GenBank genome assembly
GAUGAAGUUGUUGCCAUGUUUAGCAAAUAUCAGACCAGUGUUGCCAGACGACUGAAGAAACAGGAAGCUUUGGUCAUGCUCAUGAAUGAGUUCGCCUUAAACGAAAUCGAGGCUCAAAUUUUCUUCCAAAUCUUCGACAAGGACCGAAACGAAGUGUUGAGCCUCUGGGAGUUCCGGCAGUUAUACCAGAAAGUCGGGGCAAAGUAAGUACUGAAAUGUCUAUCACAGGGCUAGGAAAUUGAUUUUGUUAAAAUUUUGCAAACGUAGGAUUCAUAAUUCAUUCAGCAUGCCAACUGUCUACAGCUUAUAAGUUAUAACUCUACAUUACAACGCUUUUAAAGGUUCUUUAUUGUUUUGUAUUUGGUCUUCUGAGUGCAGUAUUAAAAUAAAAGCUCAUGGUGCAACGUCUUGCAUGCUUUCCAUUUGCUGCCAACACUUGGAGUAUUUGAUAGUUAUAUGGGAGUUACGGCAAUUCUUUUAGAAGUUUGGAAUCAAAAGAUAACUACAUUGUCUACAAUACCAAUGGACAUUUAUGCGUGUCUUUCAAGGUGGUCUGUUAGAUGGUAGAGCUUAUCAUGUCGUCCUUAAGACCUAAAUUAUUGAUGAAAUAAAGUUGUUUCAGCAUUUUGCCUUUUCUUUGUGGACACCGAGGAACUACAGAAAUGUUCUUUAACUUUGUUUGAAACUUUGAAGUUAGAUUAAACGGGACUGUCAUUAAAACAUUUGGAUUAAGUGUUUCCGUCGUGCUUUCCACAAGCAACUUGAUAUCCGCAUUAAAGAAAAGUGCUUUUUUUUUAAUGUACUUAAAUAACACAGAUUUGACUCUCUCCAAAGAAUUUAACCUUAUAUUUUGAAAUUCCGUCCAUUUCUCCCAUCCAAUCCAACCGCCUUUACUUAUUACCCUCAGAGCCCAUGAAAUUAUUUCCAUCUCCCCAUUAACUCUACCACCUUACUUGUUAACCUCAGGGCCCAUGAAAUGAUUCAACUUUUUCACAAACUGGAGGAGCCUGCCACCGGGUAUGUGGACAUUUGGAGAACCUUCGACGCACUGACACACGUGGACAGUGGGAAGGGCAAGCUGACCGAGGACGAGAUAGUCACGUUUCUUCAGACGACAGCAAGGAACUCAAAGACCAUCGACCUGCAUACAUUUCUAAACAUGAUGAGCAGAAUCAAGGUUUACACGGGCAGAGUUUAA